Molecule: messenger RNA, 4701 nt
Organism: Haemorhous mexicanus (house finch)
Lineage: Eukaryota; Metazoa; Chordata; Aves; Passeriformes; Fringillidae
Gene: HNF4G
Product: hepatocyte nuclear factor 4 gamma
Exons: 10
Coding region: 354-1577 (407 amino acids)
Biological process (GO): cell differentiation; anatomical structure development; regulation of transcription by RNA polymerase II
Molecular function (GO): RNA polymerase II cis-regulatory region sequence-specific DNA binding; zinc ion binding; nuclear receptor activity
Source: RefSeq, a predicted model, not a curated record
AUUGAGGCCGCUGGUUACUGUUUAACGUCCCCACCCACGUUUCAGUUUGUUUAGUAAAUCGAUCUGAUGCUGGGGCUGAGGCUGCUGCCCUGUCGCCAUUGAGCAAAGUUAAUUCACCCUCACACAUACUCUCUCUCCUCCUCCUUCUCCUCCUUUCCCGCUUCAGCAUAUGGUGAGGACGUUGUCACCGCACCAAACAAGUCGCGCAGCCCAGCGCCGGGACGUCCGCGGGGAGCCGGGGGGUGCGGGGGAGGCAGGAGGUCCGGGGGAUGCCGCCGGCCUGAGCUGCAACCGCGCCGUCGGAGGCCGAGAGACGGGGCGGCCCCGCCGACAGUUCAGGCGAAGCUGUCAACAUGAAUGCUGCUGACAACGGGGUCAGUAGUCUCUGUGCAAUAUGUGGAGACCGAGCGACCGGAAAACAUUAUGGUGCUUCCAGCUGUGAUGGAUGCAAGGGAUUUUUUAGACGUAGCAUAAGGAAAAACCACGUCUAUUCAUGCAGAUUCAACCGACAAUGUAUUGUUGACAAGGACAAAAGGAAUCAAUGCAGAUAUUGUCGUUUAAAAAAGUGUUUUCGAGCAGGAAUGAAAAAGGAAGCUGUACAAAAUGAACGGGACAGGAUAAGUACAAGAAGAAACACUUUUGAUGGCUGCAACAGUCCCUCUAUUAGCACACUGUCACAAGCCGAGACACUCUCCCGCCAGAUCUCAAUUUCCAGUCCUGGUGCUAGCACUGAUAUAAAUGUUAAGAAAAUUGCUGGUGUUAGUGAUGUCUGUGAAUCUAUGAAGCAACAGCUUUUGGUCCUGGUGGAAUGGGCUAAAUAUAUUCCGGGCUUCUGUGAACUACCCCUCGAUGACCAGGUUGCCCUGCUAAGAGCACAUGCUGGGGAGCACCUGUUGCUUGGAGCAGCAAAACGGUCUAUGGCAUAUAAGGACAUUUUACUUUUAGGCAACAAUUACAUAAUUCAUCGCAACAGCACUGAAAUGGAGAUCUGCCGAGUGGCAAAUCGGAUUCUGGAUGAAUUAGUUCGUCCCUUCCAGGAAAUUCAAAUUGAUGACAAUGAAUAUGCUUGCUUGAAAGCAAUUGUGUUUUUUGAUCCAGAUGCAAAAGGCUUGAGUAAUCCUUUGAAGAUUAAGAAUAUGCGAUUCCAAGUCCAAAUCAGUUUAGAGGAUUAUAUUAAUGACCGUCAGUACGACUCCAGAGGAAGAUUUGGGGAACUUCUUCUUCUACUGCCUACACUCCAAAGCAUCACUUGGCAAAUGAUUGAGCAGAUACAACUGGUUAAAUUAUUUGGAAUUGUUAAAAUUGACAGUUUGCUUCAGGAAAUGUUACUGGGAGGUACUUCUAAUGAUGCCAGUCAUCUGCAUCAUCCAAUGCAUCCUCACUUAGCCCAAGAUCCAUUAACUGGCCAAACUGUCCUCAUAAGUUCAAUGUCUGCUCCUGUACAUACAGAACAGAUACCAACUCCAGAAACUCCAUUACCUUCCCCUCCACAAGGCUCUGGGCAAGAAUACAAAAUGUCUGCAAAUCAAGCUUCAGUCAUUGCACAGCAAUCUAUUUUGAAACAAAAACCAUUGUGAUAAUAUUUUUAUCUGUCUUAUCCUUCCUUCCUUCCCUUCCUUCUCUUCCUUUUCAUGCACUAGAUAGAUUGGUAGAAUACUUGCACAUUUAAAAUCUCAGGUUGAUAAAGGAAAUUAUUUCCUCAGCAGCCACUACUAAGUGGAUGUUCCUUAAAACACCUCAUGAUUUGGAAAGUAAUGCUCUUCUGACUACUGCAUACAACUGUAACUGUGGGCACUGCAGUCUGACAAAUAUGUAUAGAAGUAGAUAUUAUUUUUAGAUCUUAUAACUGCACAGAUACGUGUUUUUAUUUCCUUAGUUGUUGUCGUAAUAUUAUUGUUUUAAGUGUGUAUAUAAUUUUUCAUUGUAAUGGAACUGCCUAGUGCUUGUUUAGCUGUGAAUUGUAGAUAUGAAAAAGUGGGUUAUUCAGGCAAAAGCCAAGAUUCCACUAAUAGUAGAACAUUAGGCUACCAAAAAAGCAUAUGAAUGGAAAAAAAAAAGGAAAACAUACUAAAUGGACAGAAGACCGCAACUAUUUUAAAAAAUCCUGAUUUUAAAGGACCAUCUCUUUUAAGUAAAAUUUCAACAAAAGGAUUGGAUCCUCCCUGCUUAGCAGUUUGUAGAAGCAGAAGGCCUGCCUGGGUGAAUAUGCUUGAGGACUUCUUAAAAUCUAUAUAUAGAACAUAUAUAGAUAUUAUGUCUAUAAAUAGUCAAUUGGCCAGAUCUGAAGCAUUUAUAUUGAUAAAUACUUAGAUCAAGGACUGGUAGGCUUUUUGAUCUGGACUAACUAGUAUGUUCCCAAAAAAUGUAUGAGCUCACUUUGGGAAUUAGGCCAGUCUAGGGACACUUUUCACUUUCAGGUACUUUGGACACAGCCCUUCUCUUUUAGGGUGCAGAGAGUAUCAUAGAACCCCAGAAUAAACUGAGUUGGAAAGUACCCACAAAGAUCAUUGAGUCCAACCCCUGGCCUUGCCCAGCACCAUCCCCAAGAGUCACAUCAUGUCCUGAAAUGGUUGUCCAAAUGCUUCUUGAAUUCAAUCAGGCUUUUUUGCGACCACUUUCCUGGAGACCCUGUUCCAGUGCCCAACUGCCCUCUGGGUGAAGAACCUUUUCCUAAUAUCCAGUCUAAACCUCCUGACACAACUUCAGGCCAUUCUCUUGGGUCCUGUGCCUGGUCACUACAGAGAGAGAUCAGUACCUGCUUCUCCUCUUGCCCUCACAAGGAAGUUGUAGACUGCAAUGAGGUCUAACUAGGACCGUGUCAGGGCAAGAGGAUACUUUGCAAUGUUUGGUUUACUAGUUUAAGAGUAGCCAUUGUGUUUAUUUGUCUAACUGGGUGUAAAUGCAUGUUUCAGCAAUCACUAAAAUUCACCUACUGAAAAGUUGUAAUUAAUGUAGUAGCUCUGUGUUUGGAGAGUUAUGACUUAACUAAUUGCAGUGGCAGAUAUGCCUGAGUUCAGCUCCAGGUGUUUCUGGUUUGAGCCAUGGUAUUUCAAGCCAGAAGACAGCCAGAAGACAGCACACUCUCUCAAUUCACGUACUCAUCCUCUCAAUGUCUAAGUUUUCAAAAGCGUGGGAUGACUUGCUUUACUGUGAUGAGCCCCUUUCUCCACCUCUUCCUCCCCUUCCAGUCUGGGCAUCCAACCUUUAAUAGGCUUUGUGUCUGAAGUCCAUAACAACCCAUCUGGAUUUGGACCCUCUGUGAAUUUGCACAAAGUGGACCUUGUGACACAUGCUCACUUGGGGCAUUUAUACUACUCAGCUACAAUUUGUGAAAGUAAUCUUUUAUGAUAUAUGAAGUGAUGUGUUGUUCAUACAAUACUAACAUCAUAAGAAAAUCACCACUUCACAUAUUUUAUUUAUUCUAGACAGCAAUGAUUUAGUACUUUAAAGCAGACUUUAUACCAGAAGAUAUGUAUGAGAGAAACAGACAAAAAAAAGAGAUAAUAAUAUAUUGCAGUUUGCUAAACUAUUGCAAAGAGAAAACAUUGUGGGGUCAGAAAUUCUUCAAAGGGAGAUGUUGAUCACCCUGAGACAGACAUCUUCAUUAAUCACAGCAACCAGAGAUGGUGCAGUUGCACCCUUGGCUUGUAAAAGUUGCUCAAACAAUCAAAAAUGAUUCUUCAAACGCAUUUUUGUAGGCUGGAAAUGCAACACAGUAAAUGCUGAGCUGACCUGAACAUUCAAAAGGUUUUAAUGAGAAUGCACCUACCACCAGGUAGACAGUGUGCUUCUUUGUUAUUUUUAAGUAGUUGCUUUUCUAAAGUCUGUAUACAUUAGCUAUUAAUGUUUGACUUUUGCUUUUUAGAUCCUUUUCCUUUUUGCUGUUUACUGUUUGUUUUUUAUUAAUGCAUUGCUCUUUUUACAAGUUCCUUUUAAUACGAGUUUUUAUGACAGAAUAAGGUACUGAAGUUUUGCCAUUAACUUUAAGGGUAUCCAGACUCUGCUUUUUUUACAAGUUGGCCACCAAUGCUUUACAGUGAUACACAAAGGUAAAACAAGUGUGAGAGAUACUGAGCAGCCCAAAAGUUUACUGAUUUGGCUCACUUUUGUAUACUUGUCAGAGAAAGAGUGUUGGACUCUAGUUGGAUCUGCAUGACUUAACUGGGUCAGAUAAAUGAAUUCAGCUACAUACACAUGGCAGUAUUGGUCUGACUAAAAGCAUAUAAUUGGAAGUAAAGAUCAGUCCCCAAGCUGGCCACCCUUGCCUUAUAUAAGAAAUGUGCGUAAUAGCUUACUUUAUUUUUCACAGUGAACUUUAGAUAUCAAGUGUACAAUAAAAUGUUGUCACACACGGCCAAAAUGUACUGGAGGAAAAAUAUGCUUGAGUAUUUUAUCUGACAAGAAGCUGUUGUCUAUUUUGUAUGAUAUAUUACAUUUUUGAAUAAGAACACCACUGUAAUUUAUUGGGAAAAGCUGAUUUAUUUUAUAAAUGUAACAUUAUUUUUGUAAACUUAAUUAUGAAAAAUCAGAAAUGAUUAGUGCUGUUAAAUAUUAAAUUAUAAUGAGAUGUAACUUUAUAUGUUUGAACUCUGAUACUAAGUUUUUGUAUUGAGCAUUUGGAAUUGAAAUGGUUGCUGGAAAUAUUUCAAAUGGACUGUUUUUCAUCAAAGCUCAAUAAAGAAAUAUGAAUGAUCCAAAUGA